AUGAAAAGCUACAUCUUCCGCUUUUUAAAACAAUUUGACAUGUUUCCGAAGGUGCCGAAUAAUGUGAAGAUCAAAUCUAAUGCGACAGGAAUACUAUCUAUCAUCUCAUAUGCUAUUAUAGGGAUAUUAAUCUUUAACGAAGCUUAUAACUUCAUGAACCCUAACUGGGUCUCUCACGUCGAUGUCGAUACCGUCAAGGCCGGAGUGCUUCCAAACAUUUAUAUUAACGUCGACAUCACUUUUCCAAAUAUGAAAUGUGCGGACUUUGGGUUUGACGUGACGGAGAUCACAGGAAGUCUCCAACUUGGUGUGACGGAAGGGAUUAAAUUUGACGAUCGACUCUUUGGGGGGUGUCGCAUGCAUGGGACGAUGAAGGUCAGUCGAGUCUCUGGGGAGUUCCAUGUCGCUUUUGGUAAGAUCGCGUAUCGACAACAACGUACAAAUCAAGUGAUCACAGCAACACAGAAACACACGCAAAUGCACACCCAUCAAUUCACUAUGCAAGAAAUGAAGAGUUUCAACCCGACACAUUUCAUCAACAAUUUGGCAUUUUCGAAUACCCCAUCAUACACAACACAUGCGGGAGAGACACCCCUGAAUGGCAAAGAAUACACUUUAAAGGGAUACGACAACGCACGAUACACGUAUUAUAUCAAUGUGAUUCCAACACUCAACAAAUACCCCACUCAUACGACUCGAAGUUAUCAACUCUCGAUUAACGAGCGGUUUGUCCCCGUCACGUAUGGACCGACAUUCACACAACCGGGCGUCUUCUUUAAAUAUGAGUUGUCGCCAUAUAUCGUCAUCAACGAGAUGAUGGACCACUCCUUUGCGCAUUCGAUUGCUUCGACUGCGGCUAUCAUUGGUGGCGUGUGGAUUAUAUUUGGGUGGAUCUCUCGAUUCCUCAAUAGGAAGACUGAGGAGCAGACUGCCGUCUCUGAACUCCAAUAA
Messenger RNA from Entamoeba invadens IP1, 951 nucleotides. RefSeq lists its product as hypothetical. Bases 1 to 951 code for a protein of 316 amino acids. Lineage: Eukaryota; Evosea; Mastigamoebida; Endamoebidae. The transcript has 2 exons. Gene Ontology annotation, cellular component: endoplasmic reticulum; COPII-coated ER to Golgi transport vesicle. The record is from RefSeq and is a predicted model, not a curated record.